AAUUGAAACAUGAUAUGUUUUGGUCAAACUACAGCGGUAGUCAGACCAGUUCAUCUGGUUUACUAUUACAGGGAUAGACAUGUUCCUGUACCUGUGGAUGGAAUUUAAAAUGCACAUCUGCAGGUCACUUGGGACAGUCUCAGAGUAAUGCAGAUGCAGUCAAUAUUUCUAAUGUGUAGCGAAUAGUACACAUUAUGGGUAAGUGUUCAUAAGUUUUCCUUUUUGACUUUUAUUUCAUAAAUAUUCCUUAGUAAUAGUUUUACAGUUUAAAUAGUUUAAUCCUCAUGAUCUACAGACCCUGGGUGCUGCUCUGCUCUGGAAUGCCUCCUAGAGUCAACUGCCUGAUGACAGUGAGGGCAAAGUAUAUGGUAUUAAAACAUGAGUGAUAAACUGAACAGUGUUUCAGUGUGCUAUGAUUUUUCUGGCAUUUUCUACUUUUUCAUUGUUUCUAUUACCUUGUUAUGUCUGAAGCUUUGAGACCACCUCCAGGAAAAGGAAAGGAUUUAUAUUGAUAAGUGUUCUCUCAAUAUGCAUUCCCUCUGACUCAGACCUAGACAAGAAGAAAAAUAUCCUUACUUUUCAGUCCACAAUCAGGCGGUUCCAGCAACUCAAUGAUUCUCUGUCUCCCACAGUUGUUCCAAGGCAGAUAGCAGGAGACAGUCUCAUGUCUGGAUCAUGGAGGGUGCUUUUUUACUCAUGAAAAUAAAUUGUGUUUGAGACAGUAGCAAAAGCAAAUUACUAUUUAGAGCAAAUUGGUAUAUCUGUAGUUAGGAUUAUGAGCAUUAUAUACUUUAUAAAGUAACCCUUCAGCUCCUUAAUUUUUUUCUUUAUCAUUUUACUGUUAAAGCAAUUUGUUCAGUUCUUUAUUUGUAUCAUCUUAAAUACAGUCUAUGGGUCACCUAUGACUUCAUACUGUUACGUAGUUUUGUAAAAAUUGGCACCUGGAUUGUCUGAAAAGCUGGAGAAAUUUUUCUGGCUGUUUGUGCAGAAGAAGGUCUGUUGAGAGGAGAAGCAGCAGUGCUGAGGUGACUGGGCAUGGGGCAGGGCUGGUUUGCAGUCUUGCUAAGACUUGGCAUCUGUUUUCCCCUCAUUCCUGGGAAAUGGCUUCUACGAGAACACACCAGAAGCUUGUAUGUUUCUCUUCUCAUUUUUGCCUUUUGUCCUUUUUGUUUACGUAAUAAGCAAUGUGUGUAAAAUCAACCCUUUUCUUUCUGGGAUCCUGGGUUUUCAGUUCCUGGCUACUUUGCCAGCCCUGAAUAUUAUUUUGUCUCUCUAGUUCUGUGAGGUUGCCCAGAAUUGUCAGGGUGCACUUGUGUGUUGUCCUUUGUCUGGUUUCUCAAGUCUUUUUAUUUCUCCAGAGUAGGAUUUAAUGUUUCUUACUGCUAUGGUAAAUGCUUAAAGGAAGCAGGAGGAUGCAUUUAAUUUAUUGGUAUACUUGUUUGACUUUGAGUUUUGUGAGUGCAGAAGUCCAAGAAAGCACUGGAACUGGAGAUUUGGCUAGGAGCCACCAUAUGGGUUCUGGGAACUAAACCCUGGUCAUUUGCAAGACCAGUAACAGCUCUUAAUUGCUGAGCUGUCUUUCCUACUACAGAAAGGAUUUAAUUUAAUUCUGGUAGGUUAGGCCUGGUGGCAAGAGUUUGCUCAUAUCUGGACUAGUAAGCAAGCUGGAAUUCAGGUUGGACUGUAAACUUCAAGUUCUGCCUCUCAGCAACCCACUUCCUACAGUUGGGACCCACCUCUUAAAGGUUCCACAACUUCCUCAAACAUAUGGGGGAGGGGGCAAGUGUUCAAACACGAGUCUGUGAGAGAACAUCACAUAUCCAAAUUCCAACAACCAAUAAUCAGUAAUUCCCAGAGUUCUCGGCUGCUUUGAAUGCUCUGUGAUAUCAUGAAACAGAAAUGUGUGUAUCCGUGUAUGUGUGUAUGUGUGUGUGUGUGUGUGUGUGUGUGUGUGUGUGUCCCCGUCCGUGUUUUAACAUUUGCUGCCCUUGGCAUCAAUCUCCAUAUGCUCUUCAGUGUAACAAAUGAUUAUUGCCAUGUUGGCUAACAUAAUUGAUUUUGGAGUUCUGCACUUGUAAAUCUAGCACUGGAGAUUUCAUGACCUUUCAAAUAACUCCCUGAAAGAGGUAAAUACUUUUUAUUUAUCAAGUCAUUAUUCAUUCUUGUUUUAAACAGAGCCAAAAGUGGUAUGUGUCCUCUGACCAAAAAAAAUAAUGCUUUUGUAAAGCAGUAUGAAUUCUUCAGGGUUUUGGAAUUCCAGGAAUGUUUUACCUAAGUAUUUACCUCCUAAGUACAUACCUGCUGUAUAAGUGAGAUAAGCUAAAAAAUACAGCAAGUCAAUGACCCCAAGUCAUAAGCAGUUAUUGACAUGAAUAAUGAAAACUGGACUUUGUGAUGCUAGACCUGUCCUGUACAUUAAAUGACCUCAGUUAAACUCUGUGUACAUUGUGGUAUAAAGGUUCAGAAGUUGUACUCAAAUUCUUGAGUGCGCAAAUUCCUCCUGCAACAUUAAUGCUACUAUUUAUUAUCAGUGAAAAGAAAUUUAUGCUGGUAUGUGUUCAGAGACUCAUAUCCCAGCCUACUUGUUCAGCCUCCGUGAGAAGGAAUAGCGGUCAUUUGAUUCUGGGUAGAGAACAGUGCUACACACAUGGCUGGUGUAGUUGUUGGAUUCUAAAAACAUGUUCACACCCAGAUAGGUGGCAUAAAAACCGCAUGGUCUCUAUUUCAUAGGAUAUAGCCACAGAGUCUUAGGAUAACUCUUGGCAUCAGAAUUGAAAUCUUAGUUUGCUUCCUCUUGUGUAGCCUGCAUCUUCACUGCAGGGGUGCAUUCAUAAUCUCUAGCUGUGUUCCCAGGCCGUCAUGGAACAUUCCUACUGUUCUUCAGUCUUCACUUUCUGGGCUUUGCAACAUCACUGUUGUGCAACCAGAGGCAGAGAAACUGCAGCUGUUGGACCCUAAUCCUGUCUGCUUCGACUUGUUGCCAGGGCGUACAGUAGUCUAAGAGCUCUAGAGACAGCCUUGCAGGCGUUACCAGAAGCUUCAGCAGUAAAUCACAAGUUGUGGAUGGUACUAUUUCACCUUCUGUAAACUCAGCUAACACUUGUAGCUGAUGGAUCCAGAAACUCAAAAAGAGAUCAGAGAAGGUGAUAAUGACAGGCAGGUGGUCGCAGAAAUCAUGGCAAGAAGUUUUAUUCCAACUCUGAUAACGACUGUUUCUUGGGAAGGCUUUCACUUUGCUGGUCAUGAGAUUCGGAUUACUGAAGCCAAAGAUUGUUAUGGUGCUGUUGUCUGGCCAUCGGCCCUUGUUCUAUGCUAUUUCCUGGAAACGCAUGCCAAGCAAUAUAACAUGGUUGAUAAAAAUGUGAUUGAAAUUGGAGCUGGAACAGGCCUUGUCUCCAUUGUGGCGAGUUUACUUGGUGCUCGAGUGACUGCUACAGACUUACCUGAAUUACUUGGAAACUUGCAAUAUAAUAUUUCCAGAAACACUAAAAUGAAAUGCAAGCAUUUGCCUCAGGUUAAAGAACUAUCCUGGGGAGUAGCGUUGGACAGGAACUUUCCCAGGUCUUCCAGUAACUUUGACUACAUCCUGGCAGCAGAUGUUGUCUAUGCCCAUCCUUUCCUGGAGGAGCUUCUCAUAACCUUUGACCAUCUCUGCAGAGAAACUACCAUUAUCCUCUGGGCCAUGAGAUUCAGGCUGGAGAAAGAAAAUAAAUUUGUGGAUAGAUUUAUGGAACUGUUUGACCUGGAGGAAAUUUCUAGUUACCCUAGCCUGAAUAUUAAGUUGUACAAAGCUAUGAAAAAAAAUCGGAGGAGUGCAUAGUGCAUGUUGUAUGUGAAUUAGGGCAAUGACAUCUGAAGGUAGCUUGUAGUAGAUCAUCUCUCUCUCUCUCUCUAAGAAAAAAAUUAACUCUAAACUUGCCUUAUUAUGGGCAAGGAUUUUUACACACACACAGUAGUUGCAUCUGUAGGAUCAAGGUAUUUUGUUCCCAAGUCUGUCUGCUCAGCAUGCUAAUUACAUGGUAACAAACUUGAAGUAACACCAUGCUGUCAUCGUUGCAAAACUAAUUUUCAAUAAUGAUAUCUGUAACUGAAUGUUAUUAAUUUUAUUUCUUUGUGAGAAUGUAUCUUAGAUUGGCCCUGUACUAGAGAUCUUACCUCAGCCUCCAGAGUGCCAGCACUCUAGGGAUGUACCACACACCCACCCAUGGUGUUAAUCCUUUUAAAUAUAAGGUUAAAUGAUUAUAUCUUUAGAGAUCAAUAAACUGACUAUAUUGUGAUUUGCAAAUAAAUCUAAAAAGACAGAUAUAUGAUGUAAUAAUGAUCAGUGCUAGAUGUCUGUGGUUCCCACCAGUGGCAUCUUAGAGGGGGGUGGGUGUCAUUUCUGCUUGGCAGUUUGGACCUCUUGCAUAACAACUGAAUUAAUCAAUCAUGUGGAAUAUUUCCCUCUAACAGAUAAAAACUAUGAAUGCAAAUAGCAUAAGAAUAUCCAAGAUUAUUGCUUGUUUUUGUAAGUCAAAUAAAACUUAUUUUUUACAGACAUGGAAAUAAUUAUAAGAACUUUGGGUUGGAAAUACAUAAAAAGGUAUAGGCUACUACUCUCAAUUAAGUAGACAUGGUUUAAGUAGAUAUAUCUAGAUAUUUGAAAUCUCAGACUUUUUCAUGUGGUUCUUAGAGAUUAGAAUAAGCUUUAAAGAAAUAAAAGUCAUCAGUGUGGAAAGAGUAAAGAAUUAGGCCUUUAUGCCAUGUGACUGCCUGGACUGUGUUGUUGGCAACACGCUGCAGUGUCCUCAGCUAGGCUGUCACGUGGCCUUGGUGAUAAUUCUCCUCCAGGGUCAUCUCUUCAUGGCUGAACAUUGUCAUGGUCAAACACAUCUGCGAUUAUCUCCUGGGUCCUGCACUGUAAGUUAGAAUGCAGGUACACUGCAGUAUACCUCUUGAUGCAUGCGUUUUCUUAGGACCACAUCUCAACAGUUUUCUGUUUGCAAGGAUAUGUGUCCUUCUCGGGUUUACUUAGUGUUCAGCCUGCACAGGACAGUGAUAUCGUUAUUCUCACUUCACAAAUAAGAACAAAAGCCUAGGUUACAUAGCUGUGGAGUGACAUAUACAGUCAUACCCACAUUUGUUUAAGCACUGAAUCUGAAUUUAUAAUUUCAAUACUGUCUUUAGAUAUUAGAAACAAGUAAUGUUCAAGCACAUUAAACAACCAAGGUCAGUUCUUCAAAAGGAAUAGAUACUCAGAAAGAAUAACAAAUAUAUUUAAAAAUGAGACCUAUUCCUUUUAACACCGUCCCUAGAUUUUCUACCCAUAGAAGGAGACAUUAUAGAAGGCUGUGGUAGUGUGCACUUCUGGAAAGUGUACAUUAGGCAGGGACCUCCAGGCAGAGGCAUGCCUAUCUACCUGAGACAUCAAAGUGGUGUGGUAGAGGAGCAGAUAGAGAGACCGAUGAGGUCUGAAUGAAGACACACCAGGAAGGAGAUUAUGGAGGUCCUGUGCUAUGGGCUAGGAUCUCCAGAUACAGGCUCUGGGAGAGAACAUGAUGUGUACUCCUUAGGCUGUGCAGCCACUGACUGUGGUCACUGGUUAAGCUGUAUGGUUGUGAUGGACAGUUGAAGAAGAGAAAAAAAGCCAGUCUCAGCUGACCCAAUCAGUGCUAGACUUGGAAUAGCCUGUUUCAGGGUAUUUCUGAUUGGAGUAGGGCAUUUGGGUCUUUACACGUUCCUGUAUCUGUCGUGGGAAGACUGUUUUGAGGAUGGUGAUGGUUGUGAUGUCUGCCUGCAACAUUUGCAGCUGUGUGGUGAUAAAGUCAUUCUGAGGUUAUCUAAGCACUUCGUUAUCGUGAUCACCACAUCGUUUCAGGCUCCUUCCUGCUGAAAUAGAGAGCCACUGGAUGACUCUAAAUAAAGGAGUGCAAUAA
Messenger RNA from Mesocricetus auratus (golden hamster), 5915 nucleotides. RefSeq names its product protein-lysine methyltransferase METTL21E. Gene Ontology annotation, biological process: peptidyl-lysine methylation. Gene Ontology annotation, cellular component: cytoplasm; cytosol. Gene Ontology annotation, molecular function: protein-lysine N-methyltransferase activity. The transcript has 5 exons. The record is from RefSeq and is a predicted model, not a curated record. Lineage: Eukaryota; Metazoa; Chordata; Mammalia; Rodentia; Cricetidae. Bases 3110 to 3820 code for a protein of 236 amino acids.